AUGUUUUUUAUAAAUAUUCAUACUUAUGUGGUGUUUUUAUUAACAUUUAAUAUAUUUGUUAUGAAAAUAAAUGCUAAAGAAUUAAAAAACGCUGUCACCACAUCACCUACACCCACCUCAACUUUACAACGUACUACAUCGGAUGGUUAUAUUGUGGAAUCCUCAGAUUUAACUAAACGUGAUAUAAAAACUAAGGAUUUAUCUGCAGCAAAUACACUGGGAGUAGCAGCCAAAAGUUAUGAUCCACCACCAGAGUUUUAUAGAGGUCCUGGUUCAACAGGUCAUUUCAUAUCAACCGUAGAAGCUCCACAAUAUAAUAGUAAUUAUAAACCCUCAAAUGGUUUUAUAUCCCGGCCCAUAGCUUUUCCAGACACUCACAAUGCCAACAAUAACAACAACAAUCAUAACAAAUACAAUGGAGGUGGUGGCAAUGGCGGUGGAACACAAGAUAACAGCGAUGUACAUUUGGCCAACAGUUACAAUUCUUGGCAACAUCUCAAAGGGAAAGUGGGAGUACUGUUGAAUAAAAAAGGUGCUCUGCAGGAUAGAAUCAGCGUGGGACAUUAUACGACAUCAGAACAUGGCAGUGGCAGUAGCUCAAAUGGUGGCUAUGCAUAUGAAAGUCGUCCUUAUGGUGGCAAAGAACAUCAUGUAGAAUACAUACCCACUAAUCCACACUAUGGUGGUAGUGUGGCGACUACUGCUCAUACGGGUGGCUAUUAUGGUAGUAGUGCUGUAGCAGAAGGCAUACCAUUCGAUGUUUAUGGAGGUAAAAAUCACUAUUCUAGUUCAGCUGGUGGCGACUAUGCUUCGUACUCCUAUGCAGAAGGACAUGAACCAGCUGCACAUAAGUCUCAUCCAGACAUUUCGCAAAAAGCACUUUUAGCCAAAAGCUUUCUCAUACCUUUAGCCAGUGCUGCUGUUUUAGGUAUAGCCGCUGCUUUGGUCAGUAAUCCCCUGCUAUUGCAAUUGGGCACUGUGUCUGGUGUGGCUCCGGGUGCUUCUGUUUUGGGUAAACGUAAAAGAAGAGAUUUGACCACUUCCGCAACUCUUAAUGACAAGAGUACUAAUAGCUUAAAUUUAGCUUUAACUUCUAUAGAGGGGGGGAAAAAGGAUUCAUCUUUACUUCCUUAUAGAGCCCAUCAUCAACGACAACAUCAUCAUCAUCAUCCUCGUUUUGUGCGUACAUAA
This is a messenger RNA of Lucilia sericata (common green bottle fly), 1191 nucleotides long. Its product is annotated as probable serine/threonine-protein kinase DDB_G0272254. The coding region runs from base 1 to 1191 and encodes 396 amino acids. Lineage: Eukaryota; Metazoa; Arthropoda; Insecta; Diptera; Calliphoridae. The transcript has 3 exons. The record is from RefSeq and is a predicted model, not a curated record.